UAUUCAUAGAUUCUAUUCGUAACGUCAAGUCGUGCACAGUGUAUUCUUAUUCGUUCGCAUUAGCAUUCGCUCCCACAGAAACAGAAUUGUGAAUGUGAGCGAACAUUCAAUCGAUACGCGAUAAAGUAGACAUGCAUUGUUGACUCAAUGGUCUCGUUCUCUCAACUUGCAUUUGAAUGUGUUUAAAAAAAUUCCUCAAAUCAACCAUUUCAUUCACUCUGCAUAAAUUCUCGUCUGCAUUGAAAUGAGCGAGCAAUAAUUUUUCCAUUCUUGUUCGUUAUUUUAGUGUAAGUUCAGUUGUCGACUUUGACUGACGUCGACGUAGACGACGACGCGACGCGUCUGAUUGCGAAUACAAUAUACAUCCAACCAUUUUAAGAUUUAAUUAAUAACAAAUCAAUGGCGGAUCCCGAUUAUUUAUCAAAAGCCACUAAACGAAAACGCUUCCAUUACGCAAAAUACGUUAAUUACGAUAAAGAGCGAAACAUAUCGGAAUGCUUGGUGUGCCGCAAACAAUUGAAAUCUCUGUCCACGGGCAACAUAAAGCGUCACUACCUGAAGCUGCACGACAGAAAUCUCGAUACAGAUGCCGACAGCAGAAUCCGGUCGUUUCCCCUUCGAAAAUUUUGCAAAUUCAAACCGAGCAUGGGCAUGAAUAAGAGUGAAUUCUUAACGUGCUGUGUUGGGUUGGUUGCUGUGAGAAAUAUUCCCAUUUCAUUGUUCGACGAUGAGGAUUAUUUUAAGAAAUUGUUUGCGCCAUUCGAGGAGGAAUUCAAGAUGACGUUGAGUUCGAAGAAUAUCAGGGGCUAUUUGAAUGGGGCUGUGAGUGAGUUGAGGAGCAUUAUAUCGGAUGAGAUACGAGCGAAGUUGGUUUGUUUAAAAUUUGAAGUUGUCACUCGUGGGGAGAGGGGUUUUCUGGUUAUGAACAUUCAAUACAUUGAGGAUUUCAAAAUAGUUGUUCAGACAAUUGGUGUGGUGGAAAUGGUUAAGAAUCAGGAGACAGAUAUGCAACAUAUCUUGAGGAAUAUGAACGAAUGUGGUUUGGAUGAUUCGUUUAUUUAUUCAAGCUGUUCGGAUACAUGCACUAACCUCUAUAUCCCCGAGUUGAAGGGCGAUGACAGUGCCAAGAACGACAGAGAGUGGAACGUGGAAUAUGAGAAGAUGCAUUCGAAUAUAACGGAUAUUGUGAAGUGUCCUUCGCAGACUCUUCAUGUGGCAGCAAGAACUGUGAUCGCAGAUCUGGGAGAUAAAAUAGAUAAAUGUCGAAGAAGUGUGCUAAGCUUGCAGUCGAUUUCUUCUCCAAACGUCGAAGAUCUUCAAAUGCCAGUUCUUGAUAUAUCCACACGAUGGUUGUCAACAUUCAAUAUGAUUGAAUCGUUGUCUAAAAUGAAGAAAUUCAUUGAUGGUCUGGAACAAUCGUUCGAAAUUGAUUGGACGUUUGUAGGGAAGUUUGCGGCAGCAUUUAAGCCUUUAGUGGAAUGUUUGGAGAAGCUCCAUGAGGUGAACUAUAUUGUGGGUGACUUCUAUCGUGAUUGUCUUUGCUGUGAAAUAGAGUUGGAAGAACUGGGUGGAACCAAUAUGUACGCCAAUCUAUUACUCAAAGAAUUGAAGGCUGGAAAGGCAAAACUUUUGGAGAAUGGAGCUUUUCUUGCGGCCUUAUACCUUGACCAAAGGUUCAAUUUCAUAAAGACACCUUUUUUGACCGAGGAACAGCAACAUUUUGCUUUGGAACACCUUAUGACAACAGUUUUGAAUCUCAAACGACCCACGGUCAAAGAUGAAUAUUCCAGCGAUGAAGGUGAACGUUCAAUGGAUGUCACAAUUGACAAUGAUCCAUUCGUCAAACUCGAAGAGCGAACAAAAUCAAUGAUUGGCUCCUUAACACCAUCAAAAGGCAAAACUAUCAAAGAGAAAUUAGAUUGUUUGCGAUUUGGGGAAAGACUUUCGUUCCAUGUUGAUAUUUUAAAUCAUUGGAAAUGUUUGACUUAUGAAGAUUUUGAAAUGAAACAAUUGAUAGAAGUUGUAUUGGCGUGUCCUUGUACACAAUCAUCCAUGGAAAUGACAAUGAAAGAAUUUUCAAAUGUUUUACUAAAUGCAGAUGCAAAUGUUUUAUCGAAUAAAUCAUUAACAAAUAUUUUAAUGUCAAGACUUAAUGCAAAUAUUUUGAAUUUUAUCAAUUUGGAUACAAAAAAUGAUGAUAUUAGUGGGUAAGGGGGGAAAAAGGGAUGACAUGUAUUGAUUAAAUGUAUUUUAUUGUGUGUAUUAAAAUAUCAUACAAUUUAUUUGGUAUUAUUAUCAAACAAAAUAAAACAACAUUUUGUAAAAUUUG
This is a messenger RNA of Eupeodes corollae, 2329 nucleotides long. RefSeq lists its product as uncharacterized. The record is from RefSeq and is a predicted model, not a curated record. The coding region runs from base 400 to 2211 and encodes 603 amino acids. Lineage: Eukaryota; Metazoa; Arthropoda; Insecta; Diptera; Syrphidae. The transcript has 2 exons.